Saccostrea cuccullata (small rock oyster) is the source of this 808-nucleotide messenger RNA. RefSeq lists its product as uncharacterized. NCBI's taxonomy places the organism in Eukaryota, Metazoa, Mollusca, Bivalvia, Ostreida, Ostreidae. The annotation marks the transcript as partial. The record is from RefSeq and is a predicted model, not a curated record. The transcript is spliced from 4 exons.
GUUUAUAAUUAUUUUAAAUCACUCAAAACCCCUCAUUAUACACUGAAUACCUUAUGUAUUGCUAAAUUUAAUUAUCACGUUCAGUAAGACCUUAUUGUUUAAUACUUUAGGUCCUUUAUAACCAUUAGAAGGGCCGAUGUUGAAGAUGAAACUCCUAUUUUGUUUCCUGUUGGAACAGAAAUAUCUCUAAGUGAUUUACGUUGUGCUUUCCCUAAUAUCAUUUCCCUGCGUUACACUGACGAAGACCAGAAACUUCAUUACCACAUAAUAAGUAAAGACGACAAAUUAGUAGAGCCAGAUGGGGGUUGGUUAAAAAAAAAUCGAAUGUAUCUAGCUGUCUGUGGGGUUGGACAAAGAGAUGGGAUUACCUCUCGCCACGGACUUUUUCAGUCAUAUAGGCGUCAGUUAGCAUCAUCGUCUAACGGAAAAGAAAAACGCAGCACAAAAGACGAAGAAGCAUCAGUUAUGUUAAAGGUUGGGCAUGGUCAGUUCAAAUCAGGGAAAUUUACCCGGAUUUCAGCCAACAGUUUAUCUCUUCAGGGAGGUAUUGUACUUGUGGGACCUUUUAAUACAGAAGGAAACACCACGGAGGAGAUUAAAAAGGCAGCAUUUGAAAAAUUUUCCAUGCAAAACCGCCCCUUCAAGCAGAAGUUCAAGAGUCAUACCCAGUUCGUCCUGGUUUAUCCAGAUGGAAAAAAAGUGGAUAUGCUCCCGGACGGAAAGGAGGAAUUUUCCAUUUUGAAAUACAGAAAUUUUUUAGAUCCGAAGAAAAGAUUCGACCGUCUUAGACUGUAUAUAUGCAAUACCA